Messenger RNA from Dendroctonus ponderosae (mountain pine beetle), 2987 nucleotides. RefSeq names its product segment polarity protein dishevelled homolog DVL-3 (gene dsh). Gene Ontology annotation, molecular function: frizzled binding. The transcript has 13 exons. The record is from RefSeq and is a predicted model, not a curated record. Gene Ontology annotation, cellular component: cytosol. Gene Ontology annotation, biological process: intracellular signal transduction; canonical Wnt signaling pathway. Bases 258 to 2063 code for a protein of 601 amino acids. Lineage: Eukaryota; Metazoa; Arthropoda; Insecta; Coleoptera; Curculionidae.
UUCCAGAACCUCUUUUUACUGCUGGAAUGCUGGGCUUCUAGCGAAUAGCCUUGCUAUAUAUACGACAGUUUUUCCGCAUUGAAUCUGUUUUUCUGCGGGUUGCAAGCACGGGGAUUGGCUAAAAGCAAUAAGUGCGCUGAUUACCGACUGGGUGGGGUGGGGAUGAAAAGAGAACCCAGUAAAAUGGCCGCCAUGUCUUAGGGCAGUGUAUUGUUCUUGUCAAAGUGAUAAAGUUUUGUGUAUUUCUGGGCGGAAAAAUGGAAGAAACUAAAGUAAUUUAUCAUAUCGACGAUGAAGAGACCCCCUACUUAGUGAAAAUCUCCAUUUCCCCGGACAAAGUGACUCUUGCGGACUUUAAAAAUGUCCUCAAUAGGCCUAACUACAAGUUUUUCUUCAAGUCAAUGGACGACGAUUUUGGGGUCGUCAAAGAGGAAAUUAUCGAAGAUUCAGCUCACCUGCCCUGCUUCAACGGAAGAGUAGUUAGUUGGUUGGUGUCAGCGGAUGGUUCCAAUCAGUCAGACGGCGGUUCCCAAUGUACAGACAGUGUGUCCCAUCAGGCGGAGCAACGGCUGCCGCCGCAGGCCCCAGAUUCUGUCUGCACCGACACCGAGUCCAUAAUCAGCUCAAGGCAGGGCCGGCGACACCACAAAUACUCGACCAGAGUUAAUGGACAUCUUCCAAGAGUAUAUGAGACUGCUUCUAUAGUAAGUUCGGACAUCGAAACCACCAGUUUCCAGUCUGAGACCACUGGAAGGCACACGGCGCUUUCCGAGUGCUCCAGCGUGAGCCGUUUGCAUGUGGCGGGCAGGAAGCGGCCCCAAAGGAGGCGAAAACCGCGCCAUCCGGCCAUGUCGCGCACUAGUUCGUAUUCCAGCAUAACGGAUUCCACCAUGUCUCUCAAUAUCAUCACAGUGACCCUCAAUAUGGACACUGUAAACUUUCUGGGCAUCUCCAUUGUGGGCCAAAGCAAUAAGGGCGGCGAUGGAGGCAUCUACGUCGGCUCCAUAAUGAAAGGGGGCGCUGUCGCCUUGGAUGGACGGAUAGAGCCGGGGGAUAUGAUUCUGCAAGUGAACGACGUCAAUUUUGAGAACAUGUCCAACGACGAAGCGGUUAAAGUUUUGCGCGAAGUGGUUCAGAAGCCGGGCCCCAUUAAGCUGGUGGUGGCCAAGUGCUGGGACCCCAACCCUAAGGGCUACUUCACCAUACCGCGGACGGAACCCGUUCGACCAAUCGAUCCAGGAGCGUGGGUGGCGCAUACAGCAGCGGUUCGGGGCGACCCAGUUGCUCGGCCGCCCAGCAGUUCGACGGUUUCAAGCACUUCAAUUGCAAGCACAAUCCCAGCCAAUGAACGUGAGUGUCUUCUAGGUUCGGAUCUAGUGGAGCCGCUGACGGUGAAUUCGCCAAUGUCCGAGAUUGUUCAGGCCAUGCAGCGUCCCGAUAGCGGAUUGGAGAUUCGCGACCGCAUGUGGCUGAAAAUCACCAUCCCGAACGCGUUCAUCGGCACUGACAUGAUCGAAUGGCUGUUGCUGCAUGUGGAAGGCUUCCAGGAGAGAAGAGACGCGCGAAAGUACGCCUCCAAUCUGUUGAAGGCCGGAUUCAUACGACACACUGUGAACAAGAUCACGUUUUCUGAGCAGUGUUAUUACAUAUUCGGCGAUUUGUGCUCGGCAAUGAGCAAUCUGAAGCUGCAAGGCGAUACGGACAGUGUGGGGCCUUUGCCGAACGUGCCCAACUAUAUGCCGUACAGUGGAACCUACAAUCCGCUCGAGUACAUGCCGAUGCCGUUCUACAGCGAAAACACCGUCUAUGGGUAUCAUAAGGAGGAGAGCGUCCUGAGCGGAAGCGGCGGUAGCUCGAACGGCUCCGAUCCGUUGAAAGAGAAUGCGGGCGGCCACAGCAGCGCCAGCGACUCGGACUUGACAUCGCUGGGGCCGAGAUCGGCGGCGGUGCAUGGGGGCGGCGCAAGCGGCAACGGAAACGGCAGCAGCAACGGCUCGGAGCGCAGCAGCGGCACCCAAGUGGCAGCGGGCGGCAAAGACAUAGCCGUUUUAAGUUACCUCUAAGCGCAAUUUAGGCCCUCACAGUGCAAAAUUUUACCUAAGUCUGCCAAGACCAGAUGGGACUCGUGAGCUACCAGUUUACUCAAACAUAAGAGCGAAGAACUGAAGACGAAAAACAAAUCAACUCUCAACAAGUAUACCAAAAAAAAAAAUUUAUGACAUAUUUUAUAAAUGCUUAAAUGUAUAUUUUAUCGUUAAAUGUACAGCAGGUAAAUCACAGUAGUUUAGAGUUAGGCGUACAUGGAGUAGUUCGUUUCUUUUGCCCUUAUACAGGGGGGCUUUGAUCGGUUGCCUGCUUCUAUGUAACAUAUCAAGCGGUUUUCAGUGGCAAUUUCAACCGCCCCCACUGUAUAUUGAAGUCUUCUGAUAGUUAACACUUUUUUAUACCACUGCCAACGUAUUUAGGUGCUUGUUUUUUAAGUUUGGAAUUGUCUGGAAGCUGAUUGGCUUUAUACUCGUCUCGUGCUAGUUAGUUUAACGGUUAUUUUGUGAUAUUCAAUUGCAAUUCUACAUGUAUGAUUAUUAUUGAACAUGUUUAUGUAUUUGUUGUGCGGGGGACGUUCGAAGGCGCCGCCCCCGUCGAUGUGUAUUAUUUAAUGCAUUUACUAGAGCUAGAGACCUACAUGUAACACGCUAAGAACAGGGUAUUUUUGAUUUUACAAGUUCGAAAAUCAAAUGCAAUGUGGGCGCAAAAUCCUGCAAUUUUCCACUCAGACUUUCGAUGGAUUGCAUCGUUUUCCGCUCACCCCGUGUUCGAUUGUUAACGGCAAUGCUACGUCGAACUGGUUGUUUUUUCGUCAUUCUUUUGUGGAAAAUACAGGGAUUCAUCAAUGUAAAUUAAUGGCCGACAAUGUUGUGUGACCGAAUAAGGAUGAUUUUAUGUUGAUACCGAUUAGAGGAAGUACUCGGAAUAAAAGUUUAAAUGUC